CGUGUCUCCGCCUGACUCUAGUUGGCGGUAAUGCGCCGCCAUGUUGGAUGAUAACGGCUGAGUCUCGAGAGGAAGAAGAAGCGCUAACGGUCAACAUGGCGUUCAGUUUUGGCGGCGCCACGAGUAACACAGCAGCAAACACGUCCGGGUUUACAUUCGGUUCAUUUGGUGCCAAAACCACAGCAUCCACAGCAUUUGGCUUUGGCGCCGCAGCCACCACCACCACCGCCGCCUCCUCGUCCGGAUUCGGCACUCUCACAGCUCCUGGUUUUGGGGCAGCCACCACCACUGCUGCUGCACCAGCCACAGGAUUUAGUUUUGGCUCCACAAACACUGGCACGUUCGGUGGCUUUGGGACGACUACAACAGCUGCCACUGCACCUGGAUCCACUUUUAGCUUCGCUGCUCCCGCCAACACCACAGGAGGCCUCUUUGGUAACACACAGAACAAAGGGUUUGGGUUUUCCUCUGGGCUUGGCACUGGAACCGCUACAGGGACAGCAGGAUUUGGAACUGGAUUAGGAACAACUGGCCUGGGUGGGUUUGGAGGCUUUAAUAUCCAACCAACACAGCAGCAGCAAGGAGGUUUGUUUAGCCAGCAGGCCCAGCAACUGGGUCAGGCUCAACCCACACAGCUUUACCAGCAGGUCACUGCUCUCUCAGCACCCACCUUGCUGGGAGACGAGCGCGACUCCAUUUUAGCCAAAUGGAACCAGCUGCAGGCUUACUGGGGCACUGGAAAGGGGUACUACAGCAACAACAACCCGCCUGCCGACUUUACCCAAGAGAACCCAUUCUGCAGGUUCAAGGCGGUGGGCUACAGCUGCGUCCCAGUGAGUAAGGAUGAAGAUGGUUUAGUGGUCUUGGUUCUUGUUAAAAAGGAAGCUGAUGUGCGGGCUCAGCAGCAGCAGCUUGUGGAGUCCCUCCACAAGAUCCUGGGAAGCAACCAGACACUCACUGUCAAUGUAGAUGGUGUCAAAGCCCUGCCUAAUGACCAGACAGAGGUGAUCGUUUAUGUGGUGGAGCGCUCUCCUAAUGGCACCUCCAAGCGAAUCCCUGCCACCACACUCUUCAGUUACCUGGAGCAGGCCAACAUCAAGGCCCAGCUCACACAGAUUGGAGUGGCGAUGUCCGUCACACGCACAGAGCUGUCCCCAGCACAGCUCAAACACCUGCUGCAAAAUGCACCUGCAGGAGUGGACCCCAUCAUCUGGGAACAGGCUAAAGUGGACAACCCUGACCCAGAAAAAUUAAUCCCAGUUCCCAUGGUGGGUUUUAAGGAGCUGCUUCGCAGGCUGCAGAUCCAGGAGCAGAUGACCAAACAGCACCAGACCAGAGUGGACAUUAUCUCCAGUGAUAUCAGUGAACUGCAGAAGAACCAGGCGACCACAGUGGCCAAGAUAGCUCAGUACAAGAGGAAGCUGAUGGAUCUCUCUCACAGAGUGCUGCAGGUACUGAUCAAACAGGAGAUUCAGAGAAAAAGCGGUUAUGCUAUCCAAGUGGAUGAAGAGCAUCUCCGGGUGCAACUGGACACCAUUCAGUCUGAACUCAAUGCCCCUACACAGUUCAAGGGUCGGUUGAAUGAAUUAAUGUCCCAAAUCCGGAUGCAGAAUCAUUUUGGAGCCGUGAGAUCAGAAGAGCGCUACAGUGUUGACGCAGACCUUCUCAGAGAAAUCAAACAACACUUGAAACAGCAGCAGGAGGGUUUAAGUCAUUUGAUCAGCGUCAUCAAAGACGACCUAGAGGACAUCAAACUCAUAGAGCAUGGGCUGAGUGACAGUGGACACAUGAGAGGAGGCAUCCUGAGCUGAGUCUGUCCUACCAACACACACAUACAUAUGCUCUCACACUCGAUAUAAAUCCUCUGGAAAGUGGCAGACCUUUUUGUCAUGGUAUUGGAUUCACAGUAUCUGCUUUCUUCAUCACGGUGUUGGAAGGUUUAUCUAUGCCUCUAUGUCUGUACCACCAAAACAAUGAC
Messenger RNA from Larimichthys crocea (large yellow croaker), 1978 nucleotides. It is a transcript of the gene nup54, whose product is annotated as nucleoporin 54. Gene Ontology annotation, cellular component: nuclear pore central transport channel; nuclear pore. Gene Ontology annotation, molecular function: structural constituent of nuclear pore. The transcript is spliced from 14 exons. The record is from RefSeq and is a predicted model, not a curated record. Bases 48 to 1811 code for a protein of 587 amino acids. NCBI's taxonomy places the organism in Eukaryota, Metazoa, Chordata, Actinopteri, Sciaenidae. Gene Ontology annotation, biological process: protein localization to nuclear inner membrane; NLS-bearing protein import into nucleus; nuclear pore organization.